This is a messenger RNA of Zootermopsis nevadensis, 4922 nucleotides long. It is a transcript of the gene Drp1, whose product is annotated as dynamin related protein 1. Gene Ontology annotation, biological process: endocytosis; intracellular distribution of mitochondria; mitochondrial fission. Lineage: Eukaryota; Metazoa; Arthropoda; Insecta; Blattodea; Termopsidae. Gene Ontology annotation, molecular function: microtubule binding; GTPase activity; GTP binding. Gene Ontology annotation, cellular component: cytoplasm; microtubule; mitochondrion. The record is from RefSeq and is a predicted model, not a curated record.
CUAACCUGCAUGUGGUCGUUGAUUUUCCUUGCGUAACUUUCGGCAAAUGACUGACCUCUAAUAAGAGUUGGUUAUAAUUAACACGUUUUGGGGAUGUUAUAAAUUAGUAAACGGAUUUUAUUGUUGUGUGUAUUAGUCGUGUAACAGAAAUCCUGAAGGAAUGGAGAAAUACUAAAUUACGUGCGUUAUUCGUUUACUGUAUGUUAUUUCAUUGAACAUGGAAGCACUGAUACCUGUAAUAAAUAAAUUGCAGGAUGUUUUCAAUACUGUUGGGGCCGAUGCUAUUCAGUUGCCUCAAAUUAUAGUAGUUGGAACUCAGAGUUCAGGGAAGAGCUCAGUCAUUGAAAGUUUAGUGGGUUGCUCCUUCUUACCUAGAGGCACAGGCAUCGUUACUCGACGUCCACUGAUUUUGCAAUUGGUAUAUUGUCCUAAGGAGGAUAGAGAACGCAGAACAGCUGAAGAAGGUACACUGGACUUAGCAGAAUGGGGCAAAUUUUUACACGUUAAAGGUAAAGUUUACACAGACUUCAAUGAAAUCAGAUCAGAGGUUGACAGGGAAACUGAGAGGAUGGCUGGACAUAACAAAGGCAUUUGCCCAGAACCAAUUAGUCUCAAGAUUUAUUCAACUCGUGUUGUGAACCUUACAUUGGUUGACCUUCCAGGAAUUACUAAGGUACCUGUGGGUGAUCAACCAGAAGACAUCGAAUCUCAGAUUCGAGAGCUCGUGUUGAAGUACAUUAGCAAUCCAAACUCAAUCAUCCUGGCAGUGGUGACAGCGAACACAGACAUGGCUACCAGUGAGAGCUUGAAAAUGGCCAAAGAAUGUGAUCCAGAUGGCAGAAGAACAUUAGCCGUGGUUACAAAACUAGACUUGAUGGAUGCAGGUACUGAUGCUAUUGACAUUUUGUGUGGGCGUGUGAUCCCCGUUAAACUAGGAAUAAUUGGAAUUGUGAACAGAUCACAGCAAGACAUAAUGGAUAAUAAGAGCAUCAAAGAUGCCUUGAAAGAUGAAGCAGCUUUCCUACAGAGAAAAUAUCCAACCUUGGCCAACAGAAACGGUACACCCUAUCUCGCUAAAACCCUGAACAGACUACUUAUGCACCACAUCCGUGAUUGUCUACCAGAUCUGAAGACGAGAGUGAAUGUCAUGGUGUCACAGUUUCAGUCACUCCUUAAUUCAUACGGGGAAGACGUGUCUGAUAAAAGUCAAACAUUACUACAAAUUAUCACCAAAUUCGCCUCAGCAUAUUGUUGUACCAUAGAAGGUACAGCAAGAAACAUUGAAACGACAGAAUUGUGCGGAGGUGCCAGGAUAUGUUAUAUAUUUCAUGAAACAUUUGGAAGGACUUUAGACUCAAUUCAUCCUCUUGCUGGCCUCACAAAAAUGGAUAUUUUAACAGCUAUUAGGAAUGCUACUGGACCAAGGCCAGCAUUAUUUGUCCCUGAGGUUUCAUUUGAAUUGCUCGUGAAACGGCAAAUCCGCCGCCUUGAGGAACCGUCACUGCGGUGUGUGGAGUUGGUUCAUGAAGAAAUGCAGCGAAUUAUUCAACACUGCGGUACAGAGGUGCAGCAGGAAAUGUUACGCUUUCCUAAACUGCAUGAACGAAUUGUUGAUGUUGUUACUCAUCUAUUGAGGAGACGCUUGCCCACAACAAACACAAUGGUGGAGAAUUUGGUAGCUAUCGAGUUGGCAUACAUAAACACGAAACACCCUGAUUUCCACAAAGAUGCAGCCCUGGUUUCUUCCCUCCUGAAAUCCGUGGAGGAAGAUGGAAGACCCCAGCGACCAGUCAACAAAAGACAUAAUCUUCCUCUUCAUGUGAAUCAGUCCUCAUCUUCACUUGUAGGGGAUGCAGAAAGAGAUGUGCCAAAGAACCACGCAGUUAAUCUAUACAACUAUGAACAGGUCACAAAUGUAGUAGCAUCUUUGUCAAACUAUUUCCCUGGUAUUAGACCAGAAAAGGAGGGAUAUACAGAAGACUCACCAAGUGUCACACCGACACAUCAGAGCGAUGGGAAAGGUGUGCUUAGUCCGCAGAAACCUGUAAAUUUGCUGCCAGAAGUUCCAAUGCAGACAAGCAGGAAGCUGUCUGAAAGGGAGCAGCGUGACUGUGAUGUUAUAGAGCGACUAAUAAAGUCAUAUUUCUACAUUGUGCGCAAGUCAAUCCAGGAUAGCGUUCCAAAAGCUGUGAUGCAUUUUUUAGUCAACUUUGUGAAAGACAACCUUCAGUCAGAGUUGGUGACUCACUUGUAUAAGUCAGACCAAGCAGAAGAACUCCUAAAUGAAUCGGAACACAUCGCACAACGCCGCAAGGAAGCUGCUGAUAUGCUGAAGGCUCUUCAGCAAGCUGGACACAUCAUCAGUGAGAUCCGGGAGACCCACAUGUGGUGAGACUUUGCUGAGGGUGGUCAACAGUGAGAAGUAUUACUAAUGGAAAGACAGCAAGUUUUCCUUGUGUUUAUAUUAUUUUGAUUUAAAAGCAUGGUCUGUAAUUUUUGACUUUACAAAGGUAUGAAAUAUUAUAUUAAUUUUUGAACAUGAUAGAUUCAUGAUCAAUGAAUAUGAAGUUAUAAUGUACUUUACAUAAAUAAAUGAAGGCAGUGAAGUUGACAUUUGUUGAAGAUACAAGCCCGUGUUAUAUCGCUUAACAGUAUGUAGAUAAUUCAAAAGAACAUUAAUGUGCACUGAAAAAGAAACUUGAAAUGAGCUGAAUUUAUUUUUAUAUGAACAGUAUAAUUUUCAUUAUAUUUAAGGGUUGAUUUUCCAUCUGCCCAGUCUGCCAAACAUAAUUUUAAAAACUAAAAAAGUUACUUAUGUGAAAGUAACAUUAAAAUACUGAAUUUUCAGUUUUUGCACUUUGCAGUGUGUGAGAGUACUUGUAGUAAGCUAACUUUGUCCAUGGUCUAGUCAUUGGCAUUAACAGCAAGUUUCAGGAGAUGGUUGUUUACAAACUGAGUGAGUUCUCCGAAUGAAAUAUCAUAGUGAAGGCGCGUAAAUUGUUGGUGUAAUGUAGCUAUUGAAGUAUGGUUCUGUCAUGUAGUGCCCCAUUAGUCUAGUGUGAUAAACUGAAUAAGCAGAUGUAGUGAGUUUUUGUUUAGAUUUUUCUCUUUCAAUUAGAUCAUUCCUUAGAAUGUUAAAGAAUGUGUUUUUAAAAUUAACGUUGAAUUGUAAACAAUUUUGAUAAAUAUAGAUAAUUCAUGCAUAUGAGGUACUUAAUUGAGCUGUGUCGUAAGUUGUUUCUUCUGUCCUCUGAUAUGCAAAUAUCUGCCCUCUACACCUUGUUAAAAAUUAUUAAAGCACUACAUUUAUUUUGUUGUCUGCUGUAGGCUCUUUGUGCUUUAUUGUAAAAUCUGCAUUUUAGCUGUUACAUGAUGAAAGUGUGUGACAAAAUAUGUUUAAUUUUAACAGACAUUUUUAAAUAUAUUUGUGGUUGAAUAACUGUUUAUAGUUCUCUGCACUGACAGACAUUUGCUACAAAGGAGAUAGUCUCUAAUUUUAAGAAUGUUAAUGAUUCACUCUGAUAUAUAAUCUGUGUAAAAACAUACUUCAUUGAACAUAAUGUCCUUACAGUGUUAAAAUCACAUUGUUUAUUGACUGGUCAUUACAAAGCUAUUAGUAAUUACAAUAAUUUACAAUAUAUCAGUUUUUGUUUGAAAAAAUGUAGAAGAUAUAUUGCAAGAGUUAUAGUUAUCCUUUAUGGUGUAUGUUUUUUAAUGUCAGUGGCCAUGCCUAAGAUGUUGGUGAAUGUGCUUGAUAAUUAUUACAGUAAGAUGUGUAUGAAAGGAAUAUAAGCAAGUUAUUUACAGCGUAACAGGCUAUUGGGGGAUGUACUUGCAGUACCUGACCACUUUAAAUUGUCUCCAGUCGACAGAGUACGGCAGUUCUGAUGAGUUGGUGUCAAUGGCAUUGUUGGGUUAUGAGUAACAGGCGAUUUAAUAGGGUGAUAAUGGAUUCUUGUGACGAUUUCUUCUGGCAUUGAGCACUGGGUGUCUUAAUUUCAGGGUUGGUGAUAGGUGGCAUUUUGGCUCACAACUCAUGCCGGCCUUGGAUGGAAUAGUGGGAUGUGGAUAAGUAGUGAUGUCCAUAUCCUUUCUCUCACUGCAAAUAAUUUCAGGUAUUGACUGUCGUUGCAUACUUGUAGUUCACAUUUGAAUCAUUGUUAAUUGUGAAUGGAUACUGAGAUGUGUUGGAAGGUAAAAUUUCAGAACAAAAUGAUUCCUCCCCCAAGUUGCAGAUGCCUUAAACCAAAGCUAUCCAGAUCCUUCUGGGUUAAACCUCAAGGCAUCCAUCCAACCAAGAUAAGUUACCUGAAGGGCUCAUUCACCUGGCAGCAGCAAUAGCUUAGUCUUCAGCCAAGAUUACUAUCCAGUUAGUAUAUGCACAUCCCCAUUUAUGGUUCAUAAGGCACUGUUUAAAUAUUUCAGCUAUGUAUUCUGUCUGCGGAAAUAGUGUAACGCAGCAAGGUUGAUCUGUCCCUCCUACACCCUUUUGUGAAGUUUCUUUUCUUAGUGGGCAGUGGUGCUGAGGAAUUCACCCCAGCAUUCAUUCUACUAACUAGUCACCCCUGGCAUAUGUUUCUCCAUCUUCAACAUAAAUGAGUUGCUGGCUGCUGGUCUUGAAGCAGUUGGACAUUAGGUAACACCACUUAUUUAUAUAUACAUAUAUAUGUGUUCUGUACAGCAUACCCCCUGUUAGAAGAGGUCAAAAUUAUUGGUGGUAACGUCAGGAGAAAGAAGACGCUGAGUCUGCCGAAGGUAACAGAGUGUGGUGUUUGAAUCAGUAUUGCAGGCAGUAAAAUAUUUAUCACAUCAGUGAUGUAUUUGGUUUCCUGUUUGUAAUUGUGAUUUAGUAUUGUAUGUUAUUAACUUUCAUAAAUACAGUAAGACAAAGAACAUGUAAUAAACUGGUAAUCAUACGAUUA